Molecule: messenger RNA, 2334 nt
Organism: Lodderomyces jiufengensis
Lineage: Eukaryota; Fungi; Ascomycota; Pichiomycetes; Serinales; Debaryomycetaceae
Gene: MIH1
Product: putative tyrosine protein phosphatase
Exons: 1
Coding region: 1-2334 (777 amino acids)
Biological process (GO): positive regulation of G2/MI transition of meiotic cell cycle; G2/M transition of mitotic cell cycle; protein dephosphorylation
Cellular component (GO): cytoplasm; nucleus
Molecular function (GO): protein tyrosine phosphatase activity
Source: RefSeq, a predicted model, not a curated record
AUGAACAAAAAUGAUGAUAAGAUUAAUUCAAAUAAUAUAUUAUCAUCAAAUUUAAUUACUUUAAACCAACAUAAUGAUAUUCUUAACAAUGAUGAAACCACUAUAAAUGAGAUUAAUAGAAACAAAAGAAAUAGACCUUUAAGUUCAUACUUGGAAGAAAAUUUUGAUUCAAUAAAUAAUUUCACAAUUAAUGAUAAUUCAAGUAAUUCAACAAUAAAAAUUGACAAUUAUACAAAGACAAUAAAUAAAAUUAAAAGUUCAUCACAACUAAAAAAAAAGUCAUCAUUUGCAUCAAUAACAUCACCACUAUUCCAAAAAUCAAAAUCUUUUUCAUCAAAAUUAUCAGAAUCUCCAUUACUGAAUAGAGUUCCAUUAAAAAAUUUAUCAAAUAUACAAUCUUCAAUAAAAGCAAUAUCCAAAGCUUCUCAUAAUUUUUUUAAUAAUUUUCAUAUGACUACAACAAAAUCUUCCAAUAUAAAAGAGGAACAACAGCAAGAAGAAGAAGAUAUUCCCACUGAUUGUGAUUCAGACGAAGAUGAUGAUACUUUCGAUACUAUCGAAUUAGGUUCACCAACUGAAAAUAUAAGAAAUCGGUCACAAAAAAACUCGAUUUCUAUAAGUAAUUCGAAUACACUGCCAUCCAAAAUAUCCUCCACUACCACUACUACAAAAUUAUUUAAUAAACCAAAUUUUAGGAGAUACCAUUCAUUAUCAACUACUCAAAAGGAAAUCGAUGAUUUUCAUUUUCAAGAAAAUGAUAAUAAUAACAUUAAUUUAAAAAAUUCAACAAUAAAUUUUUUCAAAUCAAAUAGUAAUGAUAUGUUAUUAAGAAUUAAUGAAAACCAACUACACAGGAUUAUUAAUGGAAAACAUAAUCAUGAAUUUAAUAAUUUUACAAUAAUAGACUGUAGAUUUAAAUAUGAAUUUGAUGGUGGUCAUAUUGACUCAGCAAUCAACAUAAAUUCAUAUGAUGAUCUAGAACUUAAGAUUAAAGAACUAAUGAAGCACCAAAAAAUUAAUGAAAAAAAUUUAAUAAUUUUCCAUUGUGAAUUUUCGGUAUACAGAAGUAUAUUAAUGGCACAAGAAUGGAGAAGAUACGAUAGAUUAAUCAAUAAAAAUAAUUAUCCAAUUUUAAGUUGGCCAGAUAUUGUAAUUUUGGAAGGUGGCUAUAAAAAAUUUUAUGAAAAUUUUCCAGAUUGUUGUUUCCCAAAAGCUUAUAUACCAAUGAAUCAUAACAAUGAUAGUAAAUCAUUAUUAAAUAAUAUUAGAAAUGAAAACAAAUUAUUAAAUAGAGCAAAAUCAUUUAAUCAAUUUAGUAUAAAUUGUUCAUCAAAUCUGAUGAUGGAUUUUUGGAAUGUUGAUAACGAACAAAAACAACAACAACAUAAUAAAUCUUUAAGUUUUUCAAAUUUAAAUAAUUCAACUAAUGAUCGAAAAAUUAUUAAACGUCAAAAAUCAAAUUCAACUUUUAGUGCACCAAAUUAUAAUUCACCUGAACUUUUAAAUUCAUCAUCACCAUUAAUUUCUCCAACAUUGCAACAAUUUCAAUUUAAUGAUGAAACACCACCCACAACAACAACUACUACUCAAAGACCUAGUUUUCUACCACCAUCAACAAUUUUUAGAAAUACUCAACAAUUAUAUUUACAACAACAUCAUAGAAAAUCUUAUUCUUCAAGUUUUAGUUCAAGUUCAUUAUCUAUAAAUUCUUCAAUAUCAUGUAAUUCUUCAUUAAAUUCAGAAAGUUCAUUAUUGAAUUUUGAUACUCCAAAUUCUCCAAUUAUUGAUUCAAAUCUCAAAAAUAAUAUCAAUACUCAAAACAGUCCAAAUUUAAAUCCACCAAAUUCAUUGUCAUCGAGUAAUUCUCCAAUUUUAGAUUAUUUCGAUAGUAAGAAAUCUAUAUCAACCACCACCACAGAUUCAAACUCAUCAUCAUCAAUCAAUUCUAAUAAUUUCCAAUUCCCUCAAAGAUCUUUGUCAUUAUCAUUAUCAACAUCAAAACCAAUAAAACCAACCCCUGUUUCAGCCACAACCAUUACAUCAUCAUCUUCACCUAUCAUAUCAUCACCAUUAUCAAUGAAUUUAGCAACUCCUAAAACCACAUCUGAAGAUCCAAGUUCAUUAGGUUUAUCAACAACUUUAAAAACAUGUAGUUCAUUCAUUGAUCCAAUUAAUGAUACUCCUGUUGAUUUUUCAAUACCUUCAACUUCAACAAUCAUUGAAAAACAAUCAUUUUCAAAAAUAACAAAUCAUUCAUUUUCAAAACAUGCUUUUAAUAUAGAUGAAUUAAAUUCAGUUUGUAAUAUUAAUGAAGUAGAUGAAGAAGAAACUUAA